AUGAAUCCGGAAUAUGAUUAUCUUUUUAAAUUAUUACUUAUUGGUGACUCGGGAGUAGGCAAAUCAUGUCUUUUACUACGUUUCGCGGAUGAUACCUACACGGAAAGUUAUAUUAGUACAAUUGGUGUUGAUUUUAAAAUUCGAACAAUCGAUCUCGAUGGAAAAACAAUCAAAUUGCAAAUUUGGGACACUGCUGGUCAAGAACGAUUCCGUACGAUUACAAGUAGCUAUUACCGAGGUGCACAUGGAAUCAUCGUAGUUUACGACGUAACUGAUCAAGAAUCGUUCAACAAUGUCAAACAAUGGCUUCAAGAAAUCGAUCGAUAUGCCAGCGAAAACGUGAACAAGUUAUUAGUCGGAAACAAAUGUGAUCUAACUGCAAAAAAAGCUGUUGAAUAUAGUAAAGCAAAAGAAUAUGCUGAUUCGUUGAGUAUUCCAUUCUUGGAAACAUCGGCUAAGAAUUCGACAAAUGUCGAACAGGCAUUUAUGACCAUGGCAACAGAGAUCAAGUCUCGUAUGUCAUCAGCUCAUUCAACAUCAGCGGGUAAACCUUCAACAAGUGUUAAUGUGACUACGCAAGGCAAACCAGUCCAAUCAUCAGGCGGUUGUUGUUAG
This is a messenger RNA of Adineta ricciae, 615 nucleotides long. Lineage: Eukaryota; Metazoa; Rotifera; Eurotatoria; Adinetida; Adinetidae. The record is from the annotation of a GenBank genome assembly.